Molecule: messenger RNA, 3045 nt
Organism: Melozone crissalis (California towhee)
Lineage: Eukaryota; Metazoa; Chordata; Aves; Passeriformes; Passerellidae
Gene: CHRM4
Product: cholinergic receptor muscarinic 4
Exons: 3
Coding region: 398-1870 (490 amino acids)
Biological process (GO): chemical synaptic transmission; G protein-coupled receptor signaling pathway, coupled to cyclic nucleotide second messenger; adenylate cyclase-inhibiting G protein-coupled acetylcholine receptor signaling pathway
Cellular component (GO): plasma membrane; synapse; dendrite
Molecular function (GO): G protein-coupled serotonin receptor activity; G protein-coupled acetylcholine receptor activity
Source: RefSeq, a predicted model, not a curated record
ACAGGGCACUGGCUUUGCUCUCGCUCUGGGGUUGACUCCUCGCACAAGAGUGGUCACACCCAUGAUUGCCGGCAGCAGUGGAGACCCUGCUGUGCCCACUGCCCGCAGUAGUUGGACCCCACCCAAAUUACAAUUUUCUCUGCUUGGAUCUGUGGCUGUGUGGGAAGGGAAAGGUAUUUCCCUUGAUGACACAAUUGGUGAUCACUGCAGCUGCCACAGAAGCUCUUGGACUGGAGGAUGGUAUCAGUAAAGAGCUGGAGUCUCCCAAGGGCUUCGACAGAGAGGAGACAACCAGCUGUAAAUCACUGCCAAAAGUCCUAGGGAAUUUGCAAAGCCAGUUGGUGUCACAGAUUUCAUCUUCCAGAAGGAGCUAUUUGCUGUGAGAGACACAGAUCCCAUGCACAACCUCUCUGCUCAGCCCUGGCAGGCAAAGAUGGCCAACCUGACCUAUGACAACUUCACCCUGGGCAACCACUCCGAGGUGGCCGUGCAGCCUCCCACCAACUACAAGACAGUGGAGCUGGUUUUCAUUGCCACUGUCACCGGCUCACUCAGCCUUGUCACCGUGGUGGGGAACAUCCUGGUGAUGCUCUCCAUCAAGGUGAACCGCCAGCUCCAGACUGUCAACAACUAUUUCCUCUUCAGCCUGGCCUGCGCAGACCUCAUCAUCGGGGUCUUCUCCAUGAACCUCUACACGGUCUACAUCAUCAAAGGCUACUGGCCACUGGGGGCCGUGGUGUGCGACCUGUGGCUGGCUCUGGACUAUGUGGUGAGCAAUGCCUCUGUCAUGAACUUGCUCAUCAUCAGCUUUGACCGGUACUUCUGUGUCACCAAGCCCCUGACAUACCCGGCCAGGAGGACCACCAAGAUGGCAGGGCUAAUGAUCGCGGCCGCGUGGAUAUUGUCCUUCAUUCUCUGGGCCCCUGCCAUCUUGUUCUGGCAGUUCAUUGUGGGCAAGAGGACAGUCCCUGAGAGGGAAUGUUACAUCCAGUUCCUCUCCAACCCAGCGGUGACAUUUGGCACAGCCAUUGCUGCUUUUUACCUGCCCGUGGUCAUCAUGACGGUGCUGUACAUCCAUAUCUCCCUGGCCAGCAGAAGCAGGGUAAGGAGGCACAAGCCUGAGAGCAGGAAAGAGAGGAAAACCAAGUCCCUCAGAUUCCUCAAGGGCCCCACGGUCAAACAGAAUAACAAUAAUUCUCCCAAGAGGGCCGUGGAGGUGAAGGAGGAGGUGAGGAAUGGGAAAGUGGAUGACCAGCCAUCUGCACAGACAGAGGCCACUGGCCAUCAGGAGGAGAAGGAGACAUCCAAUGAGUCCAGCACUGUCAGCAUGACCCAGACCACAAAAGACAAGCCCACAGCAGAAGUCUUGCCAGCAGGGCAAGGACAGAGUCCAGCCAACCCCCGGGUGAACCCAACUUCCAAGUGGUCCAAGAUUAAGAUUGUCACCAAGCAGACUGGGUCUGAAUGCGUCACCGCCAUUGAGAUCGUCCCAGCUAAGUCAGGUGCCUCUAACCACAACUCCUUGGCCAACAGCCGCCCAGUCAAUGUUGCCAGGAAGUUUGCCAGCAUCGCCAGGAGCCAGGUUCGGAAGAAGCGCCAGAUGGCUGCCCGGGAGAAGAAAGUCACCCGCACCAUAUUUGCCAUCCUGCUGGCCUUCAUACUCACGUGGGCACCCUACAACGUGAUGGUCCUCAUUAACACCUUCUGUGAGACCUGCGUGCCUGAAACAGUGUGGUCCAUCGGCUACUGGCUCUGCUAUGUCAAUAGCACCAUCAACCCAGCCUGCUAUGCCCUCUGCAAUGCCACUUUCAAGAAAACCUUCAAGCACCUUCUCAUGUGCCAGUACAGGAACAUUGGCACAGCCAGAUAAACUGGUACUCAGGGACCACUUCAGUAUCCUUAUGGAAACCCUUCCCUUUGCCUCCUUUGCCAGCGGGGGUUCUUCUGCUCACCACUCACAACAGUGCAGACUAUGCAGUGAUUGCAGAGGAUGCCCUUCAUCCAACGCUGACAAAAAUCCAAGGCAUUUCUGAGCUACAGGUCCUUCCAGUCACCCUGGGCCUGGGGACUAGCUCAGGGAGCCAGGGAGAAAACCAGAGGCAAGAGGAGAUGUGGUCACCAGGAGCCCUUCCCAGCUCCAUGCUCUUCAGAUUGGCCAAAUGGCAUCAGUGUUUCUCCUAAGACUGGAUGUACCUUUUUCCCCAGCUGACCAUCUCCAUGGCAUCAGAUCUUGUCUGCAUGCAGAUGGGCUAAUGCUGGAUGCUUUCCAUUGGCUUAUAAAACGUUUAUUACCCAAGAAAUGAAAAGAAACCAGGGUCAAACAUUGCUAGACAUCUUGGACCAGGCUGACUCAGGCAGGCUAAUGGGGAGUCCUGCUGGCCCAGGCAGACCCCCUGUGAAGGCAGUCAAGAUUGGACCCUAACAGAUGUGGCAAGAUGCUUCCUUUCCCUUGAGAGUGCCAUCAGACAUCCUCACCCAGGGUCCUGGGGCAGAAUUUUUCCCUGGGCUCUGGCUCUGCUCUCCCCCUCACAUCCUUUCUGCCCUCAGACAGCAAUUUGCUGGAAAGACAGACAGAUAAACCAAGCAUUUCACUCCUGGGUAAGGAGUGUGAAACCCAGUUGCCCCCGACAAUGAUGGAAACUAAAACUGGAAAGAAAAGCCCUGGUGUGGUGCAGGACUUCGUUCCACAGCCCUGGGGGAAUGGGGACCCUGAGUAGUGGGCAGCAGUGACUGUGAAAAUAACUGUCCUUGGGAGAGACAGGGGGGACCUGGGGGUCUCAGAAGGGUGGGAAGAGGGUCUACAGUGUGGCCAAGGGGCCCCGUGUCUCAUCUGGGCCAUGAGCAGGUCCCCGCUCUCCCUGCAGUGGGUGUGGGAGGCCUAAUGCAUGGCUCUGGAGGCAGGAGAGGAUGACGGUGGCCUCCAGCCCCCUCGUGCCCUGAGUGCAGGGGGCUCCUGCAGGGAGGCCAAAGGAGCCAGUUGCUGAGCUUUGUUCAUGGAUGUAACGCUGUCAUGGGUGUUGUGGCAGAGCCCUCAGCAUGCGGGCU